Messenger RNA from Lodderomyces theae, 1077 nucleotides. Its product is annotated as MET22. The coding region runs from base 1 to 1077 and encodes 358 amino acids. Gene Ontology annotation, biological process: phosphatidylinositol phosphate biosynthetic process; sulfate assimilation. The record is from RefSeq and is a predicted model, not a curated record. The transcript has a single exon. NCBI's taxonomy places the organism in Eukaryota, Fungi, Ascomycota, Pichiomycetes, Serinales, Debaryomycetaceae. Gene Ontology annotation, molecular function: 3'(2'),5'-bisphosphate nucleotidase activity.
AUGUCAUCAACAACUCCCUCAUACCACAAAGAACUUCAAGUUGCUACUCUUGCCGUGAAACGAGCAUCGAUUCUAACCAAACAAUUGAGCGAUUCCAUUUCCCGCGCUAAAUCAGGAACAAUCACCAAAGAAGACAAGUCGCCAGUGACAAUCGGAGAUUUUGCCAGUCAAGCUAUCAUUAAUAACGCUAUAAAGUUGAAUUUCCCCCAAGAUGAAAUCGUAGGCGAAGAAGAUUCACAAGAUUUACAGGACAAUUCAAAACUCUCGUCAGAGGUGUUGAGUUUGAUUACCAAGGUACAACAAGAGACCAGCGAGUACGACGAUGUUAUUGGGACUUUAUCCAAUGAGGAAUCUGUUUUCAAGAGUAUCGAUUUUGGUAAUUCGGAAGGUGGAUCAAAGGGACGGUUUUGGGCACUAGACCCUAUUGAUGGUACAAAAGGGUUCCUCAGAGGUGACCAGUUUGCUGUGUGCUUGGCUUUAAUAGAUCAAGGUAAAGUUGUGCUUGGGGUUAUUGGAUGUCCAAACUUAUGCCAGUAUGUUGAAUCGAAUGAAAAGCACCACGGUACAGUCGGUGGUUUAUACCUGGCUGUCACCGGCCACGGUUCAUUCUACUCCGAUUUAUUCUUGCCAGGGUUCAAACCUUUGGAUCAACAGGAACGUAUACAUAUGUCUACUCGCCAAUCACCAAAGGAUUUGAAGGUGGUGGAAGGUGUUGAAAAGGGCCAUUCCUCCCACUCAACCCAAGCUCAGAUCAAGGACAAGAUUGGGUUUGAUCAGAGCACAGUUUCUGCCCAAACAAUCAAUUUGGAUUCACAAGUCAAAUACUGUUUAUUAGCCAGUGGUCAAGCUGAUAUUUAUUUGCGUUUACCGAUAGAUGAUACAUAUAGAGAAAAGAUUUGGGAUCACGCAGCUGGUAAUGUGUUGAUCUAUGAAGCGGGAGGUAAAGUUGGUGACAUACAUGGCACAGCAUUGGAUUUCAGUAAAGGCAGAUACUUGAAUUCCAAGGGCGUUAUUGCUGGAAAUAGUAAAAUUUUUGGCAAGGUCAUCGAUGCGGUCAAGGAUGUAUUGAAACUUUAA